Messenger RNA from Penaeus vannamei (Pacific white shrimp), 923 nucleotides. The record is from RefSeq and is a predicted model, not a curated record. NCBI's taxonomy places the organism in Eukaryota, Metazoa, Arthropoda, Malacostraca, Decapoda, Penaeidae.
UCAAGAUCCCAUCAAAGAAUACGACGCUAACGGCACUUUUGCGGCGGUUCAAGUUCCUGCCUCUUGUGAACCAUGAAGGAAGGAUUAGCUUUAGUUUUAGUCGUUUUUUCACUGUCGGCUCUUGCCAAUGGCGGAAAGAAAUUCAAAGUGGAUGUUAAGGCAACGAAGGCGCAUGGACCAGGCCUUGAACCGGACAAGAUAGUGAUCCCCGUGCGUUAUUUCUUCAUUGAAGUUUACGAUACGAAAGGCAACAGGGUUACUAAGUCGGUAGGGAAUCCUUUUAAAGUUCUAGUUGAGGGUGAAACCUCAGAUGGAAGGAACUGUCGAGUUUGGACUCAAGUGCUUGAUCGCUAUGAUGGGUCAUAUAUUGUUAGGUAUCGCACAUACCAGACAUGUACAAAAACCAGCAUUCAUGUGCUCUACAACAGUCAGCACAUAGCAGAGUCACCUUACAAGAUAGCAGGUCCAGUGUAUGCUGAAGAUUGUUACUGCCCAAAUGGUGAUACAGUGGAAUGGAAGGAGACUGUAGGAUGUCCAGGCAACUAUUCACAGAUCGAGAGAGAUCUUUCACUCUUUCAGGAAGUAGACUUUGAUAACGUUCUAAAAGAAGCAGCAGUAAGAUUCAAUCAGGCUGGAUCUCGCAGUUUUUGUAACUACGUUGUUAAAGAUAACAAAAUCUACCGAAAGUGCUAUGGCCAGCAUGUGGGCUUCAAUAUGUUCAUGGAUAACAUGCUUCACUCCAUGGUGCGGAAGAUGGUGCUUCCUGAUAUUGAAUUCAUUGUUAAUCUUGGUGACUGGCCAUUAGUGGAUCCCAAAGUAAAGCCAUUGAUACCAAUAUUUUCAUGGUGUGCAUCAGAAGACACAGCAGACAUUGUGAUGCCAACUUAUGACAUCACAGAAGCAACAUUAGAGAUGAUGGGAAG